AUGACCGAACCUACUGGAAGAAUAUCCGAUAGUUUCGAGGGAGGAAGCAGCGAACACCUUUCUGCCGCCACCUGGCAUCCUUGCGACUCCGACCAUCCAUAUCAACGCCCCGUGAACAAUGGCAAGAUCACUCUUACAACUAUUCCUUUUUCUCGCCCUAUUCCUAGUGCAGAUAUCAAGAAGGCAUACAAGAGGUUGAGCAGAAAGUUCCACCCGGACCGAAAUAAGGAUGCGGGUGCGGAAGAGAAGUUUGUAGAGAUAACACAGGCUUACGAGGCACUCUCGGAUCCCAAGAAACGUCAAAUCUAUGAUCGUCACGGAGAGGAAGGAUUAAAGGCUCAUGAAGGUGGCCAACACGCCACAAACCCCUUCGACGUCUUUGCCAACUUCUUUGGAAGGGGAGCAGCUCACCAGGACUCUGUCAGACGUGGACCGACUAUGGUUUCCGAAUUUGAGGUUACUCUCGCGGACAUUUAUAUGGGUAACAGCGUCGACUUUAUGAUCAAGAAGAAGAUUCUUUGCGACCACUGCCGUGGAACUGGUGCCCAGACUGAUGGAGAUAUCAAAAAUUGCCCAACAUCGGCAAAGGCAAAGUUAUUGCAAGAGUUUGCAAGCAUUGUGGAGGACAAAAAGUCAUUGAUCACACUGGCCACUACAACCUUGACUUGGAGAAAGGUAUGCCAGAAGGUCACGAAGUCGUGUUUGAAGGAGAGGGCGAUCAGUCCGCGGAAUGGGAAGCUGGCUAUAGAAAUUCCCUUCAUUAAAGCCCAAUUACUU
This is a messenger RNA of Acaulospora colombiana, 777 nucleotides long. Lineage: Eukaryota; Fungi; Glomeromycota; Glomeromycetes; Diversisporales; Acaulosporaceae. The record is from the annotation of a GenBank genome assembly.